Molecule: messenger RNA, 4842 nt
Organism: Polyodon spathula (Mississippi paddlefish)
Lineage: Eukaryota; Metazoa; Chordata; Actinopteri; Acipenseriformes; Polyodontidae
Product: zinc finger protein 585B-like
Exons: 6
Biological process (GO): regulation of DNA-templated transcription
Molecular function (GO): RNA polymerase II cis-regulatory region sequence-specific DNA binding; DNA-binding transcription factor activity, RNA polymerase II-specific
Source: RefSeq, a predicted model, not a curated record
CCUCGGUCCCUCACUGUAUUUUUACCGGAAGGGGAGAGAGAGAGGAGGCCGGCGUGGCUGAAUUAACGAAUGUGUCGGAGUGAAGAAUUUCACUGCUUGAAGCGGGGAGGCUGUCUGUACACGUUAAGCGAUUGCGAGAUAAGCGUCUGAUAAGUUUGACCGGCAUUUCGAAACUGGUUGAUCGCUUGACCGCAGUCUGGAAUGGAGGGAUUUUUUUCAAAAGACAAAACUGGAUUAUCCUUGUGAAAGAAGAUUCAAUGAUGGAGCCUGUCCAUAUUAAACAGGAGAGUCCUGUACUAGAAUCAGUCUAUAUUAAACGUGAGAGUCCUGAACUAGAAUCAGUCCAUAUUAAAGAGGAGAGUCCUGAACUAGAAUCAGUCCAUAUUAAAAGGGUUAUUGUUAAUUAUAACCCCUUAAGUAGCUUGCAGGGCUCUCUUACCUGUGCUGACUGUGGGAAGAGUUUCAGUCAGUCGGGCACUUUGAAAAGACACCAGCGAAUCCACACUGGAGAGAAACCACAUCACUGUGCUGACUGUGGGAAGAAUUUCAGAGAGUCAAGGGACUUUCAAAUACACCAGCGAAUCCACACUGGAGAGAAACCAUAUGCCUGCUCUGAGUGUGGGAAGAGUUUCACACAGUCCCAAAGCCUGAAACGUCACCAGCGAACCCACACUGGAGAGAAACUACAUAUCUGUGGCGACUGUGGGAACAGUUUCAGUCAGUUACAAAACCUGCAACUUCACCAGCGAAUCCACACUGGAGAGAAACCAUAUGCCUGCUCUGAGUGUGAGAAGAGUUUCAGAGAUUUACAAAGCCUGAAACUUCAUCAGCGAAUCCACACUGGAGAGAAACGAUAUGUCUGUUCUGACUGUGGAAAGAGUUUCAGCUGGUCAAGCACAUUGAAAAGACACCAGAGAAUUCACACUGGAGAGAAACCGAAUGUUUGUGCUGUGUGUGGGAAGAGUUUCACACGUUUGCAAAACCUGAAACUUCACCAGAGAAUCCACACUGGAGAGAAACCGCAUGGCUCUCUGUCCUGUACAGAAUGUGGGAAGAGUUUCACAUGUUUACAAAACCUGAAACUUCACCAGCGAAUCCACACUGGAGAGAAACCGUAUGUCUGUGCUGACUGUGGAACGAGUUUCACACGCUUACAAAACAUGAAACUUCACCGGAGAAUCCACACAGGAGAGAAACCAUAUGUCUGUGCUGACUGUGGGAACAGUUUCACACGUUUACAAAGCUUGAAACUUCACCAGAGAACUCACACAGGAGAGAAACUGAAUAUAUGUGCUGACUGUGGGAAGAGUUUCACACGUUUACAAAGCUUGAAACUUCACCAGAGAACUCACACAGGAGAGAAACCAUAUGUCUGUGCUGACUGUGGGAAGAGUUUCAGACGUUUACAAAGCCUGAAACUUCACCUGAGAACUCACACAGGAGAGAAAUCAUAUGUCUGUGCUGACUGCGGGAAGAGUUUCAGACAUUUACAAAGCCUACAACAUCACCAGAGAACUCACACUGGAGAGAAACCUUAUGUCUGUGCUGACUGCGGGAAGAGUUUCACACGUUUACAAAACCUGAAACUACACCAGAGAACUCAUACAACAGAGAAACCAUAUGCCUGUGCUGACUGUGGGAAGAGUUUCAGAGAUUUACAAAACCUUAAACGUCACCACCGAAUCCACACUGGAGAGAAACCUCAUGUCUGUCCUGACUGUGGGAAAAGUUUCAGACUUUUACAAAACCUGAAACUUCACCAGAGAACUCACACAGGAGAGAAACCGUAUGUCUGUGCCGACUGUGGGAAGAGUUUCACACGUUUACAAAGCCUGAAACUUCACCAGAGAACUCACACAGGAGAGAAACCUCAGUCCUGUACAGAAUGUGGAAAAAGUUUAAUACAGUCACAAAACCUGAAACAUCACCAGCGAAUCCACACUGGAGAGAAACCACAUGUCUGUGCUGAGUGUGGGAAGAGUUUCAGUCUGUUACAAAACCUGAAACGUCACCAGCGAAUCCACACUGGAGAGAAACCGCAUGUCUGUGCUGAUUGUGGGAAGAGUUUCAGUCAUUUACAAAACCUGAAAAUGCACCAGCGAAUCCACUCAGGGGAGAAACCGCAUGUCUGUGCUGAUUGUGGGAAGAAUUUCAGUCAUUUACAAAACCUGAAAAUGCACCAGCGAAUCCACACUGGAGAGAAGCCACAUGUUUGUGCUGAGUGUGGGAAGAGUUUCAAUCAGUUACAAAACCUGAAACGUCACCAGCAAACCCACAGUGGAGAGAAACCGCAUUUCUGUGUUGACUGUGGGAAGAGUUUCAAAGAUUUACAAAACCUGAAACUUCACCAGCGAAUCCACACUGGAGAGAAACUGCAUAUUUGUUCUGAGUGUGGGAAAAGUUUCAAAGAUUUACAAAAUCUAAAGCUUCACCUGCUAAUCCACACAGGAGAGAAACUGCAUGUUUGUGCUGAGUGUGGGAAGAGUUUCAUGCAUUUACAAAACCUGAAAGUUCACCAGAGAACUCACACAGGAGAGAAACCGUAUGUCUGUGCUGACUGUGGGAAGAGUUUCAGACAUUUACAAAGCCUGAAACUUCACCACAGAACUCACACAGAAGAGAAACCAUAUGUCUGUGCUGACUGUGGGAACAGUUUCAGACAUUUACAAAGCCUGGAACUUCACCUGCUAAUCCACACAGGAGAGAAACUGCAUGUUUGUGCUGAGUGUGGGAAGAGUUUCAUGCAUUUACAAAACCUGAAAGUUCACAAGAGAACUCACACAGGAGAGAAACCGUAUGUCUGUGCUGACUGUGGGAAGAGUUUCAGACAUUUACAAAGCCUGAAAGUUCACCAGAGAACUCACACAGGAGAGAAACCGUAUGUCUGUGCUGGCUGUGGGAAGAGUUUCAGACAUUUACAAAGCCUGAAACUUCACCAGAGAACUCACACAGAAGAGAAACCAUAUGUCUGUGCUGACUGUGGGAACAGUUUCAGACAUUUACAAAGCCUGGAACUUCACCAGCAAAUCCACACUGGAGACUAACCAUGGUCCUGUACAAAAUGUGAAAAGAGUUUCAGCCAGUUACAAAACCUGAAACUUCACCAGCGAAUCCACACUGGAGAGAAACCACAUGUCUGUGCUGACUGUGGGAAGAGUUUCACACAGUCACAUAGCCUGAAACUUCACCAGCGAAUUCACACUGGAGAGAAACCGCAUGUUUGUGCUGACUGUGGGAAGAGUUUCAGAUGUUCACAAAGCCUGAAACUUCAUCAGCGAAUCCACACUGGAGAGAAACCGCAUGUCUGCGCUGACUGUGGGAAGAAUUUUAGACAUUUACAAAACCUGAGGCUUCACCAGCGAAUCCACACUGGAGAUAAACCGCAUGUCUGUGCUGACUGUGGGAAGAGUUUCAGAGAUUUACAAAGCCUGAAACGUCACCAGCGAAUCCACACUGGAGAGAAACCAAAUGUUUGUGCAGACUGUGGGAAGAGUUUCAGUGAGUCAAGCUAUUUGAAGAGACACCAGGUAAUCCACACAGGAGAGAAACCAUAUCUGUGUAGUAAAUGUGGGAGAUGUUUCAAUCAGUUAGCAAAUCUUAAAACCCACCAGUUAUUAAUUCACACUGGAGAGAAGCCACAUCACUGUAAUGACUGUGGAAAGAGUUUCAGACAGUUGGGUGACUUGAAAAUACACCAGCGAAUCCACAGUGGAGAUGAACCGCAUGUCUCUCACAGGAGAGAAUCCACAUUUACACAUUACUGCAAAAUAACUGUGGGAAGAGUUUCAGAUGGAUAUACAGCUUGAAAAGGCACCAGCGAUUCCACACAGGAGUAAAUCCUUAUCGUCCAACCUUUUCCCUUAACAUUAAAGAUCUACUCAAAGGACUGGAUCUUGGUAACAGAGGGUCAUAAAGAUUUCUGUUAAUUUUAGUUCAGAUUACCUGCCAGUCUGGUCUAAACAAACAUAUCUGAUUCUUAUCUCUUAAUUAAGAAAGUCUGUCUGAAAGCCAGUAUACAAUUUUCUUCCUAUAAUGGGUUAAGAAUUGCGACACCUGGUGGAUACGAGGUGCCAUGACUUUCAACCCAUGAAAUUAAUUGUUAUCCUGAAACAUGUCAAUGAAACUAACAUUUUUAUCCUUCUGUGAUGAAUAUAACUAGCUAGCACAAAAUGAAGUUUUGUUAUAUAAAUGUUUCGAAUCCUACUCCCCUCUGUCUUUCUCUCUCUCUGGAGGAGGGUCGCUGCCUGUGUUAAUGACGCACAUUGCUUGUGUAAAAGGAAGCGCUGUUUAAACUUUGUAAGCCAACAAGACCACAUCUCCAGAACAAGUCUUACUGUACAUAGACUUUAAGAUUCAAGUAAAAUAAUGUGUGUAAAAAAAAAUCUACAUGCAAACCAGAGGUAAAAUCAUUUAAUACAGAGCAACACUUUGUGAGAUUAAAAAUACAAACAAUUCUACAUUGAACAAUUGAAACACGAUAAGACUUGAAUUGAACAUCGGAACCAUUUAACCCUUUGCGGUCCUAUGUUGAACCAGAUCCGACAUUACAAUUUUCCCUUUCCUGUCCGACAUCAUCAAAAAGACGUAAAGCACAGGUCUCUAGAGAAAACCGUUCAAUGGCAGAGUGAAACCGAUAGGAGCCGAAUGAAGACGAAAAAAGGGCAUCUCUCAUAGCCUCAUGCACUACAGAGAUAACACAGACAUAACAAAGGAGAGAGCUGCUUCUGCAUCCAGCGCUCAGAAUAUCACAGACCUCUGCUGAUCUUUCUGAGAUGUUACAGUAAUAAAAUAAUGACUCAGAUCGCAUUAUUGAGGAGUUUGGUGAUAAAACGAGUGAUCAGG